UUUCUUCUCCCCAUUAGGGUUUGUACGAAACAUUAACUUCUUCUCUUUAAUGAGCACUUGUCUUUAGGGUUUCCUUGCAGGUGUACUUGAACCGUCUAACCUUGUUGAUUCAUUUCAACAAAGAUUAAUAGGACGACGUUUUCCUUUCCAUCUCUUUCCAUAUACAUCAAGGAGCUUUUGAGAAGAAAAUAUAGGUUUAAAUAUGAUGGGUGAGAGGGCAACUGAGGGUGAGAAAAUGGAGGAAGUGAUGCUUCCGGGGUUUAGGUUUCAUCCUACGGAUGAGGAACUUGUAGGGUUUUACCUGAAGAGGAAGAUCCAACAGCGGCCGCUUUCCAUCGAGCUUAUCAAGCAGCUUGAUAUUUACAAAUAUGAUCCAUGGGACCUCCCAAAGUUGGCGAGCACUGGGGAGAAAGAGUGGUACUUCUACUGCCCUAGGGACCGGAAAUACAGGAACAGCGCGAGACCUAAUCGGGUGACUGGAGCCGGUUUCUGGAAAGCCACCGGAACGGACCGGCCCAUCUAUUCGUCUGAGGGGACCAAGUGCAUAGGCUUGAAGAAAUCUCUCGUCUUCUACAGAGGUAGAGCCGCAAAGGGUGUCAAGACCGAGUGGAUGAUGCACGAGUUCCGCCUUCCUUCUCUGGUCGACCCCACUUCACAGAAUACAUUCGCAGACAAAACUAUUCCAGCCCAUGACUCGUGGGCGAUAUGCAGGAUAUUCAAGAAAACAAACUCCACAGCUCAUCAAAGGGCUAAUUUCUCCCAGCAUCAUCAUCAUCAGCAAUCUAACCUAUCUCCAGUGUCAACCGAGACCAACAUUUCCUCAGAAUCAUUAAACCCACCAAAAACUCCUCUGACUCCUCAAGUAGUCCCUUCCCAACAUCAAAACAAUGUCCCAUUCAUCCUGACAAACAUUAGGCAAGUCGAAUCGUCACCGCCCACCGACAUGUGUUCUAGCCUAGAAUUUGCCACAUCGUACAAUACCCUUAGCUCAACAUUAACGCCUGGUCUGAUCAAUAACGGACUAGACAAUUUCUUGAUUUCACCACUUCAAACAUUAUCGGAAAUGUCAUCGACGAACAAGUCCUCUUUAGUAGACUUCUCUUCCAUCCUCUUCAACAUGUCGUGUUCUGACUUCGGAGACAUCGGCAGGGUGUGCGAGGGUUUAGAUGUGUACGGUGGAUCUCAGCACCAUCAUGGCCAGUUCAACAAUGAGGAAUUGUAUCAUGUACAGAGUGACCUGCAGAGUGGCUUGAUGAAGGGCCCACAGGAAGAGGAGCAGUGGGACCGGUCCGUUGGAUUGUCGUACGGUGUGACCAAUCUGAACGGUGAGGAUGCGUGGAGGUCAAACUUGGUGGGGUGGGACAUGGGUGAAUUGUCAACGUUAUUUUCCACGAACACGACCAAGUGCUACACCUAAUUAAUUCUCUCAUGUGGCAUACGUGGAUUUGACUUUGACCGUCGUUUUUCUAGGAACCGGCGAGGUUUCGAAAAGUUCAAGAUUACAAGUAACAAGUUAGUUCGUUACAUGAGUUGUAUUUUGUAGGAUUUGUUCAUUUUAGUUUAGGACAUGAUGAAAUGUCUUUAUUUUUUUCUGUAACCCAAAUAUCAAAUCAAAUUUUCCAGCUGUGGAAAAUGUAACAAUCGUAAUUGAAUUCGUUCAAUG
Molecule: messenger RNA, 1663 nt
Organism: Punica granatum (pomegranate)
Lineage: Eukaryota; Viridiplantae; Streptophyta; Magnoliopsida; Myrtales; Lythraceae
Source: RefSeq, a predicted model, not a curated record